GUUUGCGCAUAGCUCUUUCUGCUUGUUUUUUUCUGCAUCGAGUUUAUUGUCUUCAGUCUCGCUGUCGAUUCUUGUCAUUUCUCGCCCCCUCGACGACGUUCCACCCGAGCAGAAGUCCUGUCAACCCUCUCGAAACUCACCUUCACCGAUCUGCAGUACUCCUUCCGAUCUUCACGUCCGAAUUCGACAUGUCACGCCCGGAAGCUCACGGCCAGGACUACGAUCACCCUGCCUUCGACGGCCGGAAUAGCGGGGAGCAUGGCGUCGGUGCGCAGGAUUAUUCAGGCCAAUUUCGGGACUUCAUGCCCAGCCACGGGCUGCGGGACUCCGCGUCGGGUGCGCGGGACUUGGGCCCGCAGGACUACGGCGCGACGACAUUCUACAAUACCUCCUACAGCUCGUCGCCGCCACCGCCGCCCUUCACCGCGGAUCGCCGGCCGUUGACGUCGAAUGCGAUGCCCGGAGCGGGCUUCCCGUCCUUUGUGGCUCCGAGGAUGCUGAACCCCGCGCAAGGAAUCGGCGUCGGGGCGGGAGGAAAUUGGAAUUCGAAGCCGACGUCGUUCUCGGCCGCGCCGAACGCGGGGCGACCGUCCGGGGAAGGGAGCGGAGGAGUGUCUUCACAAGUUCAACAGUCGGUCGUCUCUCCUUUGGUUCUUAACCAGCACCAUCGCCCCUCUCCCCCCCGCGGCCUCCCUGACCUCUACACCUCUCCCCUCCAUCCCUCCACCCCGCCCUUCCUCGACCGCGACGCCCGCGAUCCCUUCUUCAACCAGCGUCCCCAUCCACAGCAGUCCUCUAGCCCACUGUCCGUCCAGCUCCCGCCCGCGCAACCCCAGUCUCUUCCUUCUCCCAGCACCGCUACUUCCUCUCCUCGCACGACCCUCUGGUGGGGUGAACUCGAGCCCUGGAUGGACGAAGAAUACGCCAAGCAGGUUUGUAACCUCAUGGGUUGGGACCCUAUCAGCAUCAAGGUCCCUCGGCCAGCUCCCGACCCUAUCACCGGACAGCAAGCGAACAAUCCCGGCUACUGCUUCUUGACAUUCUCCACGCAGGCGCAGGCAGCGUCGGUUUUGUCUCAGGUCAACAAUAGCAGCUCGCCUAUGAUCAUGCCUAACUCCUCAAAGCCUUUCUCGCUUAAUUGGGCCUCGUCUAUCCCCUCGGCCCCACUCUCGACCAGUAUACCAGGCCAGACCAUUUCUAUUCCCGGCGUGCAAAACCCUCAAUAUCCCAAGGAGUACAGCAUUUUCGUUGGUGAUCUCGCUCCAGAGGUGUCAAAUUCCGAUCUCGUUGCUGUCUUCCGCAACCCUGUGCUGGGUCUUCGGAACGAUCGUGAGCCGCGCUUCAUCCGUCCUUUCCUGAGUUGCAAAAGCGCGAAGAUCAUGUUGGAUCCGGUGACUGGCGUCUCGCGUGGUUACGGCUUUGUGAGAUUCACAGACGAGGCGGAUCAGCAGCGCGCACUCAUCGAGAUGCACGGGCUUUAUUGCUUGUCGAGACCCAUGCGCAUUUCGCCUGCUACGGCGAAGUUCAAACCAGCCCCUGGAAUGACGGGUUUCGACUUGUCGCAAUUGCCGUUCCCCCAGGUGUCGGCUCCACCGACACACAAUGGUCAAGACCCUUCUACGGGCCAUUCUGUGCCCGUCGGUAAUGCGCCCCCUACCAAGAGCGUCUCGGCGCCCCUCGCUGGUGGUGCGAUCGCAUCGAAUUCCCAUAACUCCCUGACCAGCACGGGGGUCUCGAACUCAGGGUCGGCAUCGUCGUUGUCCGCCCCGUCGUUGAGUUCUGGUACGAGUGCGACGUCUUCGUCGACAUUGGCAUCUACUUCCUCCGAUGAAGCACUCAAGAUCGGCCAGUUUUCCGCAGCCAACGGGUCGGCUACGUCGACAGUGUCGAACAGCACUGCUGUUCCGUCUAUCACUGCGCCCUUCGUCCACCAGACUAACGACCAAAUCAUGGCGCAGCGGUACAAUUUGUCGGAGGAGUCCUGGAAGCACCACGCCCAGGCCCGUGCCAUCCUGUCGAACCUGAUCGGUCCGAACGGCGAACAGUUGACGUCCUCUGAUCCAUACAACACGACGGUCUUCGUCGGCGGGCUAUCCCCACUGAUCUCCGAAGAUACCCUGAGAACGUUUUUUGCGCCAUUUGGCGAGAUCCACUAUGUGAAGGUUCCUGUGGGGAAGCACUGUGGUUUCGUGCAAUUUGUGCGGAAGCCCGACGCCGAGCGUGCGAUCGAGAAGAUGCAGGGAUUCCCAAUUGGGGGUAGUAGGAUUAGGUUGAGCUGGGGACGUAGCCAAUACAAAGCUGCUCAGGCUGCGGCACAAGCUGCUCAAGCUGCUGCAUUCCAGGCACAGUAUCAGACUCAGCUGCAGCAGACUAGCCUUGUGCAGGGUCUGCCGAUACCACCCCACCAACAAUCGCAGCCACAGCCUCAGGGGCAGCAGCAGCAGACGCUCACCCACGAGCAAGCUAUCCAGCUCAUAGAGAAGUUUGGCCUGACGAACGUUCUAGCCAGCGGAAGUAGCUCGACCGGAGUUGGAUUGGAGAAUGUGAGUAACGAGCGUCAGAUUGCAGCUGCUCUGCUCAACGACGUCGAUGGCGAUCGCAUGGCGUCGUUCAACGCAUUCAUUCCUCCUGUCUUCGCUCCACGCCAGUCCGGCAAUUCCGCAACGUCGUCUUCUUUCUCUCCCUUCUCCCCUGAUCCAAAUUUCCUCGGAGAACGUGCGGGCAAUGACGCAUCUGUUGCGCAAGGCCAAUCCCUCUCGCAGACGCCCAAAAACUACUCACCGUGGAACCCCAAUCAAGACGAGAAGGUCGGCAGCGCGAAUGGGAAGGUAUCUCCAACUUCGACGCAGGCGGCACGUUCUUCGAGCGCUACUCAACGCUUCACAUUCCUUGGUGAUUCCCCGGCUUCGACGACAUUCCAGCCCGCGCGCACGUCCAGCCGCCAGGAAGCCCCAAUCGCGAGGCCAGAAGCUAUCCGACGGGACUCCCGCAAGGAGGAGUACAGCUCGUCAGCUCAGGGCCAGGAAGGGAUCCGUGACCUGAAUGGGACGCUCGCCAGCCUGUCCCUCGACGACCACGAGAACGGGCAGUCGCAAACGGUCGCACACUAAAUUAAUGUCGCACGCAAUCGUCACGUAUCUAUCUCGCAACAACUAUCCCUACCUCUCCUUCUGGCUUUGUUCAAUCAUCUGGGUUAAUAUACAACUCCUAUGGCUGUCGAAUGUCCACUUCGCGUUUUUAUGACGCUCUGAGCCUUCACGUCGCCUUCUGUCCUUUACCCACUAUGUCCUAUGUUAGCAUGCGGUAUCUGUUAUACUACACAUCGCGUACGCAUCACAUCUGUCCUGUCCUACUUACAUCUCUCAGUCAGUCCCCGAACACUUUACUGCCUCGAUAGUCGUCACGAAUCUGCGAACCCCUCGUCCCCGUUUUCUCGUUUUGUUUCCGAUCUAGUUUCCUGUUGCAUCUCGAUAUGCUGUCCAAAGACAC
Messenger RNA from Dichomitus squalens LYAD-421 SS1, 3489 nucleotides. RefSeq lists its product as uncharacterized. NCBI's taxonomy places the organism in Eukaryota, Fungi, Basidiomycota, Agaricomycetes, Polyporales, Polyporaceae. The record is from RefSeq and is a predicted model, not a curated record. The coding region runs from base 189 to 3110 and encodes 973 amino acids. Gene Ontology annotation, molecular function: mRNA binding. Gene Ontology annotation, cellular component: cytosol. The transcript has 5 exons.